This is a messenger RNA of Prunus persica (peach), 1945 nucleotides long. Its product is annotated as putative pectinesterase/pectinesterase inhibitor 28. Lineage: Eukaryota; Viridiplantae; Streptophyta; Magnoliopsida; Rosales; Rosaceae. The transcript is spliced from 2 exons. Bases 52 to 1764 code for a protein of 570 amino acids. Gene Ontology annotation, biological process: cell wall modification. The record is from RefSeq and is a predicted model, not a curated record. Gene Ontology annotation, molecular function: pectinesterase activity; pectinesterase inhibitor activity.
UGUUACCUAGCGUUGUUGUAGUUGUUUGUUUUAUUAAUUUAAACAUCCAAGAUGGCGGCUGAUUCAAAGAAGAAGAAGAUCGCAUUAAUCAUCGUGUUUUCUGUUAUUGGGGUGGCGAUGAUAGUGGCGGUGGCGGUGGGUGUCACAUGCAGCAGAAAAAGCGCGAAACAGAACAAAGGAACCUCCUCGUCCAAAAAGGCGAUUGAGACUAUUUGCCAGACCACCAGCUACAAAGAAACCUGCCAGAGCAGCCUCGAGAAAGCGGCCGGCGACACCUCCGACCCGAAAGAGCUGAUCAAGACCGGGUUCCAGGUGGCAGCGGACAAGCUGGACGAGGUCAUCAAGAACUCCAACACCUUGAAAGAUCUUGCCAAGGAUCCCAUGGCCAGCCAGGCUCUGGACGUCUGCAAGGAAAUGCUGGAUACAGCCGCUGAGGAUCUCCUCGGAGCCGUUGAUAAAAUGGGGCCGUUCGAUGCCAGCAAGAUGAAUGAAUAUGUUGAGGACCUCAAAGUGUGGCUGAGCGCCGCCGUCAACCACCAGCAAACUUGCCUGGACGCGUUUGAGGGCACCAAGGGUGAGGCCGGGGAGAAAAUGAAGGGGUUUUUGAAGACCGCGCAAGAACUCACAAGCAAUGGACUUGCCAUGGUCUCUGAAAUCUCUUCACUGUUGGGAUCCGUCAAUUCAAACACCCACCGCCGCAGACUCCUCGGUUCUUCGUCAGGUGACCAGAAGAGUAAGAGGGUUUAUAAGCCGCUGCCGUCGUGGAUCGGUGCUCGCAAGUUGGAUCUCUUGACUGCCACUCCGCAGAGUCUGAAGCCCAACGUGGUUGUGGCUCAGGAUGGGACUGGCAAGUACAAGAGCAUCCAGGAAGCUUUGAAGGAGGUGCCAAAGAAGAGCGCCCAGCCCUUUGUGAUUUAUAUCAAGGAGGGAGUUUACAAAGAGUAUGUCAUCGUUGAUAAGGACAUGACCAAUGUCGUCAUGAUUGGUGAUGGUCCUACCAAGACAAGGAUCUCCGGUAGCAAAAACUAUGCAGAUGGUACCACAACUAUGUAUACUGCAACAUUUGCCGCAGUUGGAGACUACUUCGUUGCCAAGGGCAUAGGAUUUGAGAACACAGCGGGAGCCGCAAAGCACCAGGCCGUGGCACUGCGUGUGCAAUCAGACUUUUCCAUCUUCUACAACUGCUACAUUGAUGCGUACCAAGACACCCUCUACACCCAAACCUACCGGCAAUACUACCGUGACUGCACCAUCUCCGGGACAGUGGACUUCAUCUUCGGAGAUGGUGUGGCGAUGUUCCAAAACUGCAGGAUGGUGGUUAGAAAGCCAGGGGAUUCACAGUCUUGCAUGGUCACGGCCCAAGGCAGGACCGACAAGAAUGAGAUCACAGCCAUUGUCCUCCAAAACUGCACCAUCACUGGUGAGCCAGACUACAUGGCUGUAAAGGACAAAAACAAGGCCUACUUGGGGAGGCCAUGGAAGGGCUUUGCAAGGGUGGUGGUGAUACAGUCGCAGAUUGACAAUGCGAUUGCGCCCGAAGGAUGGACAGAAUGGACUGGUGAGAAAUUUCACACUAGUUGCUUUGUGGCUGAGUCCGGCAACAGGGGUGCUGGGGCUGACAUGUCCAAGAGGGUCAAAUGGCAAACCCUAAUGAAGCUUACUCCAGAACAAGCUGCGGCUUUCACCCCUGCGAGGUUGUUUGAGGGUGAUAAAUGGGUCAAACCCAGUGGGGUUCCUUAUGUUUCUGGCAUGAUGUCUGUGUAGAUCCCCAGAUGAAAAAUCUUACAACACCAAUUCUUUUCUUAGGAAAAGAAAAACAAUUUUACUUCACAGCUUGAUUCUGUGUCUUGUGAAGUUGUGAUCUUGUGGGAUGCCUUCCCUUUGUUUAUGAAUAUGAAUAUAUAUAUCACACAUUUUUGUUAAGCUAGUUGUACCCAUUAACAAU